Messenger RNA from Plasmodium reichenowi, 204 nucleotides. Its product is annotated as ribosome associated membrane protein RAMP4, putative. The transcript is spliced from 2 exons. The record is from RefSeq and is a predicted model, not a curated record. Gene Ontology annotation, biological process: endoplasmic reticulum unfolded protein response. NCBI's taxonomy places the organism in Eukaryota, Apicomplexa, Aconoidasida, Haemosporida, Plasmodiidae. Gene Ontology annotation, cellular component: endoplasmic reticulum. The annotation marks the transcript as partial.
AUGCCAAGUAACAGGAAAAUAACACAAAAAGUUGAAGCCUUCGAUAGUAACGUAACAAAGAGAGGCAAUGUCCCUCCUUCUUUGGUAAAAAAAGGAAGAAAGCAUCCAGUAGGACCAAUACUUCUUGUAGUCUUCAUUUUUGUUGUUAUAGGAUCAGUUAUUGUUCAAAUGUUGAGCAUUAUACAAAAGUCUAAAAUUUUCUGA